This is a messenger RNA of Oppiella nova, 275 nucleotides long. The record is from the annotation of a GenBank genome assembly. Lineage: Eukaryota; Metazoa; Arthropoda; Arachnida; Sarcoptiformes; Oppiidae.
CGGGCAAUAAUCACGAGGGAAUGCCAAACAGUCCAAGCGUUACAUCCCUACACCUUCACGCCAACAAUCAGUCGCAAACCGCCAACUCUGCCUCUACGGGACAUUUAAAUAAUGAUCUGAACGCCAGUUCCAGUUCUGAUCUGCAGCACAAACUCAAUCAGGCAUUUAUGCGCAAAAUACCCCCCGGGUCUGAAGCCGACAAUAUUCUUGUGGGAGAAAUCGAUUUCCUCGAGCACUCCAUAUCGGGAUUCGUUCGCCUCAAUCAAGCCUGUCAU